Messenger RNA from Hemisphaericaspora subhashii, 1260 nucleotides. RefSeq lists its product as uncharacterized. Gene Ontology annotation, cellular component: endoplasmic reticulum; fungal-type vacuole. The record is from RefSeq and is a predicted model, not a curated record. Gene Ontology annotation, molecular function: RNA binding; peptidyl-prolyl cis-trans isomerase activity. NCBI's taxonomy places the organism in Eukaryota, Fungi, Ascomycota, Pichiomycetes, Serinales, Debaryomycetaceae. The transcript has 2 exons. Gene Ontology annotation, biological process: protein folding; protein peptidyl-prolyl isomerization. The coding region runs from base 1 to 1260 and encodes 419 amino acids.
AUGAUCGUUCAAUUUAUUCAUUUAUUAGUGUUGUUCGCUAUUACAACAUUUUCAGCAGUAAUUCCCAAACAACUGUUUCUUACUCCAGAAGAACUCACUCAUUUAGAAGGAGAUCCAGAAGUUACUCACAAAGUAACAUUCACCAUAUCUCAAGAACAACCAAACAAAGAACCACCAAUUGUUUUAGGAGAUAUUACUAUUGGUCUUUUUGGAUCCGUUGUUCCUAAAACCGUGGAAAAUUUCUAUCAACUCUCAAGUCAUAAGCAUGAUUAUGGAUAUCUUAAUAGUCCUUUCCAUAGAAUAAUUAAAGAUUUUAUGAUGCAAGGUGGAGAUUUUGCAAGAGGAACAGGUACUGGUGGAUUUUCAAUCUAUGAUGAAUCUACAUUUCCAGAUGAAAAUUUUGAAUUGAAACAUGAUAAAUUAGGUAGAGUCUCAAUGGCUAAUGCUGGGAAAGAUACUAAUGGUUCACAAUUUUUUAUUUUGAAUAAAGAUAGUACUCCUCAUUUGGAUGGCAAACAUGUUGUGUUUGGACAAGUGAUUGGAGGUAUUGAUGUUGUGUUGGCAAUUGCUGAAGUAAAAACUACUAGAUCUAGUAGACCACUUGAAAAGAUAUACAUAAGUGGUAUCAAGACAGAAAUUAGGGAGACAGAAGAUGAAUCGAAGAAAGAGGCAUUAAAGCUUGCUGAGGAUGCUAAAGAACAACAACAAACGGAAGAUGAAGCUGCUGCUUUGGAAAAGUCUAAAGAAGAAGUUGAAGAGAAGCAACACAAAGAAGAACAAGAAGAGAAUAAAGCUGCUGAGGAAGCUCUUUCAGAAUCAGCUGAAGAAGCUAAGCAUCUCACAGAGGAUGACAACAACAUUGUAGGUAAAACCGCAUAUGAAGGUGAUUCCAGUUCAUUCUUAAGUGAAUAUAAGUAUCUCUUGAUCUUCUCGGUAAGAAAUCUCCCCUAUAAUACAUCAACAGAAUCCCUUUAUGAAUUCUUUGGGAAAUAUGGAAAUAUAAACCAAAUAAGAAUUCCAGACCCCAGGGCCAACUCAUCCUCAUCAUCAUCAGCACAACAAGGAACAUGUUUCAUAAUAUAUAACAACACAACAAAUGCAAUUCGAGCUGCUCACGAUUUAAAUGGAGUUAACUUUAAUGGAAGGUAUUUGGUAACAUCAUUGUAUCAUGUUGAUAGAAGUAAGAUAGCCAAUGAAGAAUUGACAUUAAGACAAGAACAUUUGAAUGAAUUGAAAAAAAUGUAUGAAAUUUCAGAUUAG